Oncorhynchus mykiss (rainbow trout) is the source of this 3448-nucleotide messenger RNA. Its product is annotated as pseudouridylate synthase PUS7L. Gene Ontology annotation, molecular function: RNA binding; pseudouridine synthase activity. Gene Ontology annotation, cellular component: nucleus. Lineage: Eukaryota; Metazoa; Chordata; Actinopteri; Salmoniformes; Salmonidae. Gene Ontology annotation, biological process: pseudouridine synthesis. The record is from RefSeq and is a predicted model, not a curated record.
GAUGCAGAAGAAUUAAAAUUUCAUGCUACAGUUGCACAUGUGUUUGUGUAUUAGACAUUUAUUGCUAGAAAUAUGUCGUUUUAGGACAUUUAUUGUUGCAUUGAUUUAUAAUUAGGUGAUAUAAGUGAAAUGACAAAUUGCUUAAAGACUACGAUUUCUGCUGUUGGUUGAGCUUGGUAAACAGUAACGUAUUUGAACAGUGUUAGCAAGCUAGCUACAAUGUUAUAGUGUGCUAUGGUGUCACAUUGAUUCAUUUAGCACAUUAAACAUUUGUAGCACUGACACGUCACAUUACAUAACUGGACAGUCUAUCUACCAUGACUAUGAAGGACGAAGCACCGAGUGUCCCUGAGUGCUACAUCUCAGAACAUGAAGGGUUCUAUGGAACCAUCAAGAACUUCACCAGAGACUUUGUAGUCACAGAGAUAGACAUCCAUGGCCAGAUGGUCACUAAACCCAGUUUAUCUGAUGUUCCUCAAUCAUCCAACAUUACUGAGGCAUGCCCAGGUGCCAAGUCUGAAGGAAAGACAAAUAUUAUUAGCCCAAAACAUCAACACAACCUCAAAGAAGAGAAUUCAGAACCUGGACCCGGUCAGAAUGGUGACAUCACAUCCACCGCCAGCCAAGACUGUUUUGACCUGAGCAUAAUACUGGGUCAGGCUGUCUGUGAAGAGCUAGAGCAGUUCACUGCUUUAUUGAGAGAGAUGUCAUCAAGUCCAAAUGAGGUCGUUGAGAAGAAGCUGGCCAACCAAGAAUCAUCCAAUGGCAGUGAGAAGAAGAUGGCCAAUCAAGAGUUAUCCCUGGGUUCAUUCCCAGACAAACACCAAAGGGCUAAUGUCCACCGCGCUGUCCGACACAGCUUUCCCUUCCUGUUGACAGUAACCAACCAAUCAGAGAUCAGGGUUAAGGAGGACCCUGACUUUAAGCUCCUAUCAGGUUUGGUCUCAGAGGAGGAGGCCGAAGACUUUAUCAGGUUCAUCGACACCAAGAUGCCUAAUUCUGUGUACACAUUCAGGAGUGAUGACAGUAAGGAGCACAGGACGGCAGUGCACCACUUCCUCAGUAGACGGUUUGGUAAACUGGUGGAGACCAAGAGCUUCAGUGACCAGCAGCAGAAGACUACGGCCAUUACUGUCAGGUUGAGAGAAAGAGGGAAACCCAGGAAGAGGACGGCUGAUGACAGUAAAGAGGAAGAGGUCUAUACAGCGUUCACUCUGAAGAAGGAGAACCUAGAGACUCUGGAGGCUAUCAGCUACAUGGCAGCUGUCCUGGGGGUGCUGCCCUCUGACUUCACCUACGCUGGCAUUAAGGACAAGAGGGCCGUCACCUACCAGUCCAUGGUGGUCAAGAAGAUCUCACCACAACGGCUGAGAGAGAAGGCCAGUGAGUUUGAGAAGAGGGGCGUGGUCCUCUCCUCCGUCCGCUCCGUCUCUGAGCCUCUUCAUCUGGGUAGACUCCAGGGGAACCACUUUGACCUAGUGGUACGGGAUCUGAGGUCACACCAGGGUCAUGGCACACUGAUGGAGCUGGACUCACGGGUGCAGGAGGCUGUGGAGAACGUAAAGGUCAAGGGGUUUGUGAACUACUAUGGACCUCAGAGGUUUGGGACUGGACAGAGUGUUCAGUCUGACCGCAUCGGACUGGCCCUGCUCAAAGAGGAAAUGGUGGCAGCUGUCCGUCUGUUUUUCACACCAGAAGAGGGUGAUGACCCUCAGAGCGUUGCCAAGAGACACUUCCUCCAGACUGAUAAUGCCAAGGAGGCCCUGUUUCUGAUGCCCAUGUCCAAGGCCAGAGAGAGGAUGAUGCUGAGGGCCCUACAUCGCUAUGGGACGGGCCCAGAGGGCUGCACCCGUGCCUGGCUCAGCCUGCCCCAUGGGAUGAGGGUCUUCUACCCCCACGCAUACUGCAGCCGGGUCUGGAACGAGGCGGCUGCACACAGGCUGACCACGCUGGGCCACAGGGCCAGGCAGGGAGAUCUGGUCUGGAAGCAGAGGAGAGAGGAGGGGAUAGAGGCGGGAGAAACCAGCUUACCUCAGAUUCAUGUUGUUACUGCUGCAGAGGAGGAGGAGGAAGUCUACUCACUAGGACAGGUGGUUCUUCCCAUGCUUGGCAACACUGUGAAGUACCCAGAGAACCCUGUAGGGGGCUGGUACCAGGAGAGACUGGCGAGGGAUGGACUACAGAGCUGUCGUUUCAGAGUCACUCCUCUCAAACUGAACCUCCCUGGCUGCUACCGCCCCUUACUGGCCAUCCCACAUAGCCUGACCUACAGGCUGGAGCAGGGCCAGAGAGCUGGGGAGAGGCAACAGGAGUGGAAUGGAAAGUCACAGGCUAGUGGAGCGGUACCACAGCACCCUGACACAGACACACCUAGACCUGGAGGUCUGGAGAGGCAGAGAGGAGGGGAGAGCGUGCAGGGUAAUGGAGAGGGGGAGUCAACGGUGAAGUACCCUGACACAGACACACCUAGUUUGACGUUGAACUUUGACCUGGACUCUUCCUGCUACGCCACUGUCUGCCUCAGAGAGGUCAUGAAAUGUGACCCUUAAACUGGAGUCUCAGAUGUUGUAUGUACUACUGUGUGUACAGUAUUUUGAUUAAUAUUGUACUUUGUACACAGUAUGGCCUCUUGUGUACAUGUAGGGUACUGCUACAGUAUUGUGUUGUGUACACAUUAUGGCCUCUUGUGUACAUGUAGGGUACUGCUACAGUAUUGUGUUUUGUACACAGUAUGGCCUCUUGUGUACAUGUAGGGUACUGAUACAGUAUUGUGUUUUGUACACAUUAUAGCCUCUUGUGUACUUGUAGGAUACUGCUACAGUAUUAUGUUUUGUACACAGUAUGGCCUCUUGUGUACAUGUAGGGUACUGCUACAGUAUUGUGUUGUGUACACAUUAUAGCCUCUUGUGUACAUGUAGGGUACUGCUACAGUAUUGUGUUUUGUACACAUUAUGGCCUCUUGUGUACUUGUAGGAUACUGCUACAGUAUUGUGUUUUGUACACAUUAUGGCUUCUUGUGUACUUGUAGGAUACUGCUACAGUAUUGUGUUGUGUACACAUUAUGGCCUCUUGUGUACUUGUAGGAUACUGCUACAGUAUUGUGUUUUGUACACAUUAUGGCCUCUUGUGUACUUGUAGGGUACUGCUACAGUAUUGUGUUUUGUACACAUUAUGGCCUCUUGUGUACUUGUAGGAUACUGCUACAGUGUUGUGUACACAGUAUGGCCUCUUGUGUACUUGUAGGAUACUGCUACAGUGUUGUGUACACAGUAUGGCCUCUUGUGUACUUGUAGGAUACUUCUACAGUAUUGUGUUGUGUACACAGUAUGGCCUCUUGUGUACAUGUAGGAUACUGCUACAGUAUUGUGUUGUGUACACAGUAUGGCCUCUUGUGUACAUGUAGGAUACUGCUACAGUAUUGUGUUGUGUACACAGUAUGGCCUCUUGU